Molecule: messenger RNA, 5541 nt
Organism: Sceloporus undulatus (fence lizard)
Lineage: Eukaryota; Metazoa; Chordata; Lepidosauria; Squamata; Phrynosomatidae
Gene: NFATC2
Product: nuclear factor of activated T cells 2
Exons: 10
Coding region: 52-2757 (901 amino acids)
Biological process (GO): calcineurin-NFAT signaling cascade; regulation of transcription by RNA polymerase II; cytokine production
Cellular component (GO): transcription regulator complex
Molecular function (GO): transcription factor binding; RNA polymerase II cis-regulatory region sequence-specific DNA binding; DNA-binding transcription factor activity, RNA polymerase II-specific
Source: RefSeq, a predicted model, not a curated record
UAAUAAUAGUAAUCAUCAUCAUCAUCAUCAUCAUCAUCAUCAUCAUCGCAAAUGCAGAGAGAAACCGCCUGCCGGCUGCUCCACUAUCCCCACAUCAUGCGAUCCAGGGAGCAAGAAGAACCGACACCUUCACAUAAAAUCAUCAGCCCACCCUCUGGAAUAACUUACCCUCAUGAUGAUGUCUCGGAUUAUGGUCUGAAGCCAUACCCCUUCGUUUUGCCUAGUCUUUCGGCAGAUCACAUGAGCCGAUAUGGACAGCCAGAUAGCUUAGGGUCAAAAUGCUACUUGGACCCUGUCAAGGCUGCAGGUCCCCCUACUUUGAGCCCUAGGAUUGAGAUAACACCAUCUUAUGAACUGAUUCAUUCGGGGGGUCCCUUCAGCAGCAGAGACACAGAUCUAUUGGUAGAGCAUCAGUCCAGCUCAGCUGCCACUAGCCCAAGGUUUACCCUGCCUGUCCCUGGCUUUGAAAGCUAUCGAGAACCGCUGUGCCUGAGCCCUCCUAGCAGUGGCUCCUCUGCAAGCUUCAUUUCAGAGACAAAUUUCUCUCCUUAUACCUCACCAUGUGUUUCACCAAAUAAUGGUCCUAGUGAUGACCUUUGUCCACAAUUUCAAAACACCCAUGCUCAUUAUUCCCCCAGAACCUCUCCAAUAAUGUCCCCACAAGCCACCAUCGUUGAGGAAACCUGCUUGGGGCCGCGCUCACCUUCACCACGUCCCAACUCACGGUCAUCAUCACCAGGGGCAAAGCGGAGGUACUCUUGCACUGAGCUCUACGGGAAUCAGCAACCUUCUGCUUCUCCACGACAAUCGAGGACCCCUUCUCCGCAGGCCUCGCCUCAGAUUCCCUUGAGAGAAGACGGAUCUUCAGUCACUUACACCCAGCUGUCCACUUCAUCUAGCCUCAUGGAUGCAAUGAGCAACCUCAGCACAGAUCCCAUCUGCGGAGUUCCCACAAAAAUAUGGAGAACUAGCCCGGAUCCUUCUCCGAUGUCAUCCCACAAAGCAAGCAUGUCGUGUCAUGUGCUUCCACCUAUUGAAUACAUUGGAUCCUGUGAUCAGGAUGAUCGGAGAAACCCACCCCCAGAGUCCAUCUUGCUGGUGCCACCUUCUUGGCCGAAACAACUGAUGCCUGCAAUACCCAUCUGCAGCAUUCCUGUACAGUCUCUCCCACCACUUGAGUGGCCGCUGUCCAGUCAUUCUGGCUCUUAUGAAUUGAGGAUUGAAAUCCAGCCAAAACCCCAUCAUCGUGCCCAUUAUGAGACUGAAGGGAGCCGAGGGGCAGUCAAAGCACCAACAGGGGGACACCCUGUGGUCCAGCUUCAUGGUUACAUGGACAGUAAGCCCCUGGGACUUCAGAUCUUCAUUGGAACGGCAGAUGAGCGGAUUCUUAAACCACAUGCUUUCUACCAAGUCCAUCGCAUUACGGGGAAAACAGUCACCACAACAAGCUAUGAGAAAAUCAUUGGCAACACCAAAGUGCUGGAAAUUCCCUUGGAGCCAAAAAAUGACAUGAAAGCAACUAUUGACUGUGCAGGCAUCCUCAAACUGAGGAAUGCAGACAUUGAACUCAGGAAAGGGGAGACUGAUAUUGGUCGGAAGAAUACCCGCGUGAGGCUGGUUUUCCGUGUGCAUAUUCCUGAAUCUAGUGGCAGGAUAGUUUCUCUGCAAGUGGCAUCAAACCCCAUUGAAUGCUCCCAGCGCUCUGCUCAUGAACUCCCGAUGGUUGAGAGGCAAGAUGUUGACAGCUGCCUUGUAUACGGGGGGCAACAGAUGAUCCUAACUGGCCAGAAUUUUACUGCAGAAUCUAAGGUUGUAUUCACAGAGAAAACACCAGAUGGGCAACAGAUAUGGGAGAUGGAAGCCACAGUGGAUAAAGAUAAGAGCCAGCCUAAUAUGCUUUUUGUAGAGAUACCAGAAUAUCGGAACAAGCACAUUCGUACUCCUGUCAAGGUGAAUUUCUAUGUGAUCAAUGGAAAAAGGAAAAAAAGCCAGCCACAACAUUUCACCUACCAUCCAGUGCCUUCCAUCAAAACAGAACCCAUUGAUGAUUAUGAUCCAGCUUUAAUCUGCAAUACAGUACACAGUGGUCUGAGAACAGUAACACAGCCUUAUUAUUCACACCAUACAAUGGUCUCCGAGUCUCCUUCCUGUCUUGUGGCCACAAUGGCUUCCUGCCAGCAGUUGCGUUCAAGCCUGUCUUCUCCUGAAUCUCAGUAUCCUCAACAAAACCCAGGGGCUGUAAUAUAUCAAAGAAGCAAGAGUCUCAGUCCUAGCCACCUGGGCUACCAGCAAUCCAGCUUGAUGGCUGCACAAGUCUCCAUUCCGGAUGUUCACAGGUCAGUGCUAGUACACACAGGAUCCCCUAGCCAAAGCUCAGCAGUGCUCCAUCAUUCUUCAGCCAAUCAGCAAUCUUCUCCUGUGAUUCACUGCUCUCCUACGACCAAUCAACAGCUAAGGUGUGAAAGCCAUCAAGAAUUUCAGCACAUCAUGUGUAGUGAAAAUUUCACAUCCAGUGGUGUGAGACCCAGCCAGCCUCAGGUCAGCCAAGCACAAAGAUUAAGCCCAAGUUCAUACCCUACAGUGAUUCAGCAGCAGAGAACAGUCAAAAAUGGACCACCAGUAAGUGAUCAGAAAGAAACAGUAUCAACGGGAGUUACUGUCAAACAGGAACAGAAUCUUGACCAAGCCUAUUUGGAUGAUGUUAAUGAAAUUAUCAGGAAAGAAUUUUCAGGAUUGCCUGCCAGAAGUCAGACAUAGAAGAGAUUUGCAAGUCAACUUUUAUUGAACACUUCCGUACCUGACCUCUUAGAUUCUUCUCCUGCCCCAUCAGCCUCCUGCUUCCUUAACUGAUCAUCUCAAGGCACCAGUUCAACACCAGGAACAAUGCACUGGCAUCAAACUGACAGUUUUGACUAAGCAGCCCGGCACCUCUUGCUGUAAACAUCAAAAAGAACACGCUUCCUUUUGUUCAAAGAUCAUGUUGUUCUCAUGUCACCAGGCGUGCACUUGACACAACAUAUUACUAUGACUGCAAAUACACACAUACAUUCACAGAAUGGAAAGAGAAAUGUGACAGAAAAAAGAAGGCCUCAGUCCAGAAACCUGUGUUGAAGUGAAGUGGGAUUAUAUUUGUGUUGUGAACAACACGAGAUGAAUUGCGGAGUUGCCAGUUCAGCAGAAAAAUAAUGUGGUUUCUAAAAUGAUCAAGUUGACCAAAUUUUUUUGAAAAGGAAAAAUGAUAAGAUCUCUUACAAUAUAAUGCACAGGCACCACGCCAGAAAAACAUAAGGGAGCAGAUUUAUGAAUGCAGGAUGGUCUUUGUUCUUUUCCAAAUAGGGGUUUGACCACCAUUCUACACAGUUUCUUAGGAGUUUCAAAAGCAACUUGCAAUCUAGCACAAGAAGGCUACUUUAAGUGGGAGGUGGGGAUAAGGAAGGCCACACCAUGUGGGCACAUCUGCUUAUCAAGCUGUAAUACACAUCUUUGAACAAUGCCUUUAGUAUGUUGUUGCUCUCAUCUCAGGAUACAUUGAAGCCAAAUUUGCUUUGCUUUGAAUUAGAAGAGAUAAACUCAAUUAACAAUGCUAUAAAAAUUGAGCAUUUUAGGACCCAUGGGUUUCAGUGGAAGAGAUUUGCAUGAAUCAGUGUGUAAAACUCCCUCUGAAAUGGACUGGAACUUUUCACUUUCUUCUUAGUGAGUUUCUCAUAGUCAAUGCAGGAGUAUAGAUAAUGCAAAAGUAAAUUGAGUUUUAUCUUAGAUUCUCAGUCUAUACAGGACUGGUUUGUUGUGUUUUUUGUUUUUUUUAAAUAUGAACUGGAAACUGUUCCCAUAGUUUAAUAGUGGGAUUUUUGCAAAGCAGUAAGCUCUUAAGAUUCAGGGUAUAAAUCAUAAGAGCAAACAACCCAAAACGAUGUCAUGAUUUCAUUUAUAGGAAAGAUGACUUGCAAAACAAUUUAACUGGUUAAAUAUGUUUUCCUGCCUCGGUGCUCAAUACAGCAGCUAACCAAAUGACAAGAAAUAUCAGGGACCUUUCUGAAUUAUUCUCUAACAAGGGUGAUUCCCCCCACUCCCAUGAAAAAUGUUCAGAUUUCCUGGCAAGGAUAAUUGACAUGUAUCCAGUAUGGAUACUGUGAUUCUCCCAUAGUUCUGCUGCAAGGAGAAACCACAGUGUAUUUGAGCUUCCUUACACAAUGUAUCAUGUAAGUUAGCUAAUUCACAUUUCUUGGCCAGCUGAUGUAGUGCAGAUGUGGUAAAUGAUAGUCAGUCUACACAUCUAGAUGGAACAUAGGGUACAGAAUUUCUGGAACUGUAUCAUCUUAGACUGCAGUUGUGGUUUGUAUGGAUAAUUUCAUGAUUGAGUGUUCCUUCACAAUAUUUCACUAUUUAUGCAAAAGAAGCACAACAGAGAGCAAUGGCUCUCUGUUCUUCUACAUCACCUGCAUGCAGUCUGACAUUCUACAGUUCCAAAAAAUGUAUACCGCACGAUUUAACAUCACAUGUAGACUGACUUAAAUAUUCUUCAUUUAGUGGAGCUCAUAAAGAUUAAAUAAAUCUAUUGCUAAAUUGCUAACAAUUAAAUUUUCCCCACAACCCAUACAGAACAAGAAGAGCAAGGAAGCGCCAUGCCAUAUCAUCUGGCCAUUUCCAAGCAAUACAAAGGAAGAAGAGAAGAAGCUACUAUGCUCAGCUGAAUCCAGCUCUUUACUGACAGUGGAUCUGUAAUGGUAUGGGCUUCUGGCUUUUCAUACCAUUGGCACUGUCAAUUGCCAGUAUUUAUAUGAGCACAGCAAGGGGGACUAGGAUUCCAUGCUAGCCUUUCUCAUCAAGGGGGAGAAUUUUAUGAUGAUUCUCUUCAUCCUUACUAUGACUGAUUUGGAUGCAGGAUAGCACUCUGUGUGUGUGUGUGUGUGUGUGUGUGUGUGUACCUUCAAGUUGCCUGUUGCCUUAUUAUGACCCCAAGAAUUUCAUAGGGGUUCUUAGACAAGAAAAACUCAGAGGUGGCUUUUUCCAGUUCCUUCCUCUGAAAUGUAGCUAAUAGCGCCUGAUAUUAAUUGGAUCUCCCAUAUGAGUACAAAUGAGGCCCAAGCCUGCUUAACCUCUAAGAUCAGACAGGAUCUGGUGCUUGUAGGAUAGAAUAGUUAGGUUGCAGUUUAGAGCUUGUUUCUUUACCUUUCAGUCUCCUAUUGACUUAUUGACAGAAAAGCCAGUCAGCCAUCUACGUUUCACCCAUAUCCUUUUGUCAGUGGCUCUAUGACUUGCUCUAAGUCAAGAUCAAGCAGAGGUGUGACAUGUAUAAAAAGAGGUAAGAAGGGACAAUAACAGUUGUACAUGUAAAGAGGGAUGCUUGGCAAUCUUAUUGGAGGCUGUGACUGAUGUUUUUUAUUGUAUGAAUUGGUUUUCAUUUUCACCUGAAAUUAACUUCUUAAGCCAGUUCUCUAGUGCAAUUCACAAUACCUUCCAACAACAAAUUCUUAGACUGGUUUCUGAAUUUCAGUGCACAUCUUAGAAUUGUUUUCAUGUCAGGUUAACUAUCAGACAAAA